Messenger RNA from Nylanderia fulva, 2942 nucleotides. RefSeq names its product Organic cation transporter (gene Orct). Gene Ontology annotation, biological process: transmembrane transport. Gene Ontology annotation, molecular function: transmembrane transporter activity. Lineage: Eukaryota; Metazoa; Arthropoda; Insecta; Hymenoptera; Formicidae. Gene Ontology annotation, cellular component: membrane. The record is from RefSeq and is a predicted model, not a curated record.
UCCUCCAGCUCCCUGACGACGUCGUGUCCCCGGUGUCGCGUGCCUCGACAUCCUGCUAGCUGGUGCUAGCUAGCGCGAACCUCGCGACCGAAGUACACGUGUCCGCUCGAUACGCGUCGGUAAUCCCACGCGUUCCCCUCCAAAUUCUCAUUCAAUUCUAAUGACAAGAGAGAAAGGUGAACGCGCGACUCGAUCGAACGGAUGUGCAGAGUGUGAAUAUCAUUCCGUCUAGUAUAGCGACGCCUUUCCUUCGACGAAACUUAUCGAUCGGCAGUGCUACGGCGGGAGCGACCAUCAGCGGCCGGCCGGCAUAACGCGUGCACCGGGUCCUCGUUGUGUGCCUCGUAUACGGGAAGCUGGAACGUACGGCGGGCCGUUGAUAAAAUCACACGGUUUACAGAUUCAUCCGUGAUCGACCGUGGGAACGUGCGGCACUUAGAACGGUUAUCGCUGUUCUCUGCCGAGAAAUCGAUGCAUUUGGAAGGCUGAUAAGCGAUCAUCUCUGGAUUGAAUGCUGAGAAAUCAGAAGCAUUCUUCAAAAGGCGUAUGGGAAUGUCCUAAUGAAGUCUUGUACGUGUUCCUCCGGAGAUGAAAUCAUGUUUACAAAAUCUCUGUAACAUGAGAUAAUUAUGUCAAAACCAACAGAAUAUUGUUAGAACGGAUUGUCAGUCGCUGUCUUAAGCGAAGCUAUUAAUCCGCACGCCAAUUAAAAGCUAAUAUUUAUUAUAUAUAUAUAUAUAUAUAUAUAUAUAUCUUCGUUCACAAAAGUGCAAAUAAAAACUCACGCAAAAGAUAUUGUCGAAUAAAUAACAAAAACAUACCUCGGAAAAAUGGCAUACGACGACGUUGUCCUUCAUAUGGGCGAAUUUGGCCGCUAUCAACGCAGAGUCUACCUUCUGCUUUGUCUUCCGGUGAUAUCGUGUGCCUUUCACAAAUUAGCCGGUGUAUUCCUCGGUGCCAAAAUGAAUACCAGAUGUUUACUUCCAAACGAGUAUGCGGAGAACGCCACGUUCCAUCUGAGCCAGGAUAUAUUGAACGCGAGCUAUCCGUGGGACAACGAACUUGAAGGGUGGUCUCAGUGUCUGAAACGCGACGUGAUCGGCGCCGCGAACGGGACGAUCGUUGAAAAAGUAAUUGGUGACGACGCCAGAGGAGGAGGGACCAGCCGUUGCAAGCAGUAUGUGUACGAUAGAAGCGUGUACAAAAGUACAACCACUUCUGAGUGGGGUUUGGUCUGCGACAGGGCGUGGCUGAGAGCAACGGGGGAUGCGUUGUUCAUGGUAGGAGUCAUGCUUGGCUCGAUGAUAUUCGGCGGUUUAUCCGAUAAAUAUGGCCGUAGACCAAUUUUCUUCCUGUCUUUAGUCAUACAGCUGGUCGGCGGUAUACUAGUCGCUGUAGCACCCGAAUUUUAUUCCUACGUAAUCUUCAGGCUAAUUGUCGGUUCAACCACCAGUGGGGUGUUCCUAGUAGCUUAUGUCAUAGCUUUGGAGAUGGUUGGACCGAAAAAGCGAUUAGUAGCCGGAGUCGGCGUUCAAUUAUUUUUCACUGUCGGAUACAUACUCACGGCCGCUUUUGCGUAUAAUAUUACCAAUUGGAGAAUGCUGCAGGUAGCUCUUACGGUACCGAGCAUCGCGUUUCUAGUUUAUUGGUGGUUUAUUCCUGAAUCCGCGCGAUGGCUCCUAACAAAAGGCCGCCUCCAGGAAGCGAAAGAUUUGCUGCAACGCGCUUCUUUGGAGAAUGGCGUGGAGAUGCCGAAUGAAGCUCUAGAAACACUUCUUAAUAAUAACAGUGAGGAUAGUACACCAGAUACGAGAAAACCUUCGCUCUUUGACCUGUUUCGUUAUCCGAACUUGAGGCGAAAGAGUAUCCUCUUAUUUUUCAAUUGGCUGGUCAACAGUGGAACGUACUACGGACUUUCUUGGCACGCAUCCAAUCUCGGCGGUAACGACUACGUUAAUUUUGUAAUAUCCGGAGUAGUGGAAGUACCGGCGUACACAUUCCUCAUCUUCACCCUGAAUCGAUGGGGCAGAAAAAUCAUCCUUUGCGGCUGUAUGAUGUUGUCCGGAUUAGCAUUACUUGCUACGUUAUUUGUCCCUCCCGAUAUGUCGUGGCUAAUCGUUUGCUUGGCGAUGAUAGGAAAACUUGCUAUCACAUCGUCCUACGGUGCAAUUUAUGUGUUUACUGCAGAACAAUUUCCGACUGUUAUUCGAAACGUCGGACUGGGUGCGAGUUCCACUUUUGCUCGAAUUGGCGGAGUUAUCGCGCCAUAUGUCAAUCACUUGUCGGAAAUAUGGACGCCGUUGCCGCUCGUUAUUUUCGGAUCGUGCGCUUUAUUCGGUGGAUCAUUGUCCCUUCUUCUCCCGGAGACGUUGAAUAAGAAACUUCCUGAAUCGAUUCGGGAUGGCGAGUUGUUUGGAAAGAAACCAUCCAAGAAAAAAAAGAAGAAACAGCAAGUGGAUCUUGAUCAAUUGAACGAGGUAGAAGUAAUAAAACCAUUAAAACCACAGGAGAAGCAGAACGGUGUACACGAGAAACAGAAUGGAUGACACUAAAUUACGAUAAUCAAAUCGGUAUUACGUUCAAAAAUAUGUACUCAAUUCUCGUCUGACCAUAUUUUAGACGUCUAUCACGUGUAUUACAUACGUCCACAGAGAACUUGACGUAACACAAUGCUCCUCGAAUUUUGAUUUAAUAUCUACAGUUGUUUAAUAUUUAUUCGCUCUAGAUUCGUAUUUCAAUUGAAUUGAAUUAGAUCGCAUUCUUAAAAGUAAGAUGAUGGUGUUUAUCUACGCGUAUCACGUUGCAAUAAUGCAUAGAAUAUGCAUAUAAGAAUUCUGCCGAUAAACAUAUCAUUACUCAAACAUCUGAAUGUCCUUUAUAAGGAAUGAAUUAUAUGUACGAAAUAUUGCAACUUAUCAAUAAAACUUUGCUAGAAUUUUUCA